Messenger RNA from Tribolium castaneum (red flour beetle), 2617 nucleotides. RefSeq names its product calpain-7. The record is from RefSeq and is a predicted model, not a curated record. NCBI's taxonomy places the organism in Eukaryota, Metazoa, Arthropoda, Insecta, Coleoptera, Tenebrionidae. The coding region runs from base 251 to 2617 and encodes 788 amino acids. Gene Ontology annotation, biological process: proteolysis. Gene Ontology annotation, molecular function: calcium-dependent cysteine-type endopeptidase activity. The transcript is spliced from 6 exons.
UGCAGGUUGAGCACCACAAAGAAAAAAAAAGACCAAGAACUAAGUAAAAUGUCAUGUCACCCAGCUGGUGGGUUUUCCAGUAAUAAAAGACGAUUAUUUUUAUGACUCGUGUAUGUCAUUAAUUGAAAUCGACCCACACGACGACGACCAAAUACAACCAUCGCUUAUCAGUCCUUAUCACGUCUUACAUUAACAAUAAACACAACAUAACCCAACUUUCAUCUGUCAAUGUCACUCAAUUGUAGGAUAAAUGUCUCUAAUCGAAGACGCGGUCGAAGCAGCCAAAAAAGCCGUCCAGUUCGACCAAGAGGGCAAAACCGAAGCUUCGAUCUACUACUACGAAGCCGCCUCAGCGCUCCUUGAACGCGCCGCAACUUCGCUUGACUCAGACAAGGCAAAAUCGUUCAAAACCAAAUCAAACGAGUACAAAAACCGGGCACUUGAGCUCCAAAAUGCCCGAAACACCGACCACAAGGUGGAAAGCGACACCAACAAGCAACAACUCCAGAAAGGCUACUUCCUCCUCCAGGAGGCCAUCGAAGAGGACGAAUCCGGGGACAAGUCCGACGCGAUCGAACUCUACGCCCAAGCCAUCGAAUUCAUCACCAAAAACCCCGACUUGAUGCAAGGCGAGCUCAAGCAACUGGCCCUCCAGGCCCUCGAACGCGCCGAGGCCCUCAAAGGCAUCAAGCACGAGCCAAAAGUGGGCAGAACCCCCGUGAGGGCGAAGCCCGACUUGCACCGCGGCUCCAGCGCGCAUUUGCAGGUCACAGGGGCCGACUCCUACACGCCGGAGGAGAAGGCCGUCCUGUGCCACACUUCCAACAUCAACAGCAGGGAAUAUGUCCCGUUCAUGACCGUUGAUCUGACCGAGAAAUUCCAGUACUCGAUUCCUUUCACUGACAAAGACGGCUUUCUGGCCCUGUCCCCGAAGCAAAAACGCGAGUUUUCGAGCUGGGUGCGCCCACAGGACUUGUGCACGGAGCCCUGUAUUGUGGACGGGGCGGCCCCCAAUUAUUUGAAUAUCAAACAAACGGUUAUUUCCGAUUGUUCGUUUGUUGCGAGUCUCGCAGUCAGCGCCUUGUAUGAGAAAAAGUUCGGGCGCAAAUUGGUCACUGCGAUUAUUUACCCGCAAAGGAGGGAUAAACAGCCGCGUUACAACCCCUUUGGGAAGUACAUGAUUAAGCUGCAUGUUAAUGGGGUUGCGAGAAAAGUUAUAAUCGAUGACUAUUUGCCGAUUAAUCGGUAUGGACAGUUGUUGUGUUCGUAUUCGAGCAAUAAGAGGGAAUUCUGGAUUUCGCUGCUUGAGAAGGCUUAUAUGAAGGUGAUGGGAGGGUACGACUUUCCAGGCAGUAAUAGUAACAUCGACUUGCACGCGCUCACCGGGUGGAUCCCCGAACGCACGGCGAUCCGUAAAAACGACCCCGAUUUCAACAAAGACGCCCUUUUUUCAACCCUUGAGUCGCGUUUAGCUAAAGGCGACGUUCUUGUGACUGUAGCCACAGGUGAAUUAUCUGAUGCCGACGCUGAACGUAGCGGUCUAGUCCCGACACAUGCUUACGCCGUCAUGGACGUCCGGACGGUAGACGGGGUGCGCCUCCUGAAACUGAAAAAUCCCUGGUCGCACCUACGGUGGCGUGGCCGUUACUCGGAACUGGAUAUUAAACGGUGGACCCCCGAGCUACAAAGGGAGCUCCAGUAUGACCCAAGCGGGGCUGCGCAGUUUGACAAUGGGGUUUUUUGGAUCGACUAUGAGAGUUUGUGUGCGUUUUUCGAUGUGUUUUACAUGAAUUGGAACCCAGAGUUGUUCAAAUAUACUUUUUGUAUACACCAGUCAUGGAACGCGGGCACUGGGCCUGUCAAAGACUUGUACACGAUUGGCUCCAACCCGCAGUUUUCCCUCGACGUGUCAAGUAAUGCGGGGGCUGUUUGGCUGCUCCUGACCCGUCAUAUCACCGAUAUUGACGAUUUUAGGGAAAAUCAGGAAUAUAUAACAGUUCUGGUGUACAAAAACGACGGGAAACGGGUGUAUUACCCGUACGACCCGCCCCCGUAUAUCGACGGCGUUAAAAUCAACAGCCCCCAUUAUUUGUGUAAAAUUAUACUGAGUCCCGGCAGUAGCACCAAAUACACCAUUGUUAUAUCACAGUAUGAGAAAACUUCGACUAUUUAUUACACUCUGAGGGCUUAUGCCACGUGUCCGUUCACAUUGCGCAAAAUUGCGGACCCUUUUAAAUACGAACAGGAGAUAACGGGCGAAUGGCGGGGUCUCACGGCUGGGGGGUGCCCCAAUCACCCCCUCACCUUCAAAAACAACCCCAAAUUUCGCCUGGAAAUUGAAGGUUCAAGUAAUAGGGUUUUUAUCGAGUUGAAGGGCCCCAAACAAUACCAGAUCGGGAUCGAGGUUGUGAUUUUGAAAGUCAGUGACGAUUCUGUCACGGCGCCCUUUCGCUCAAAGUCGUCAGGGGCUUACAGGUCGGGUUAUGUGAUACUAGAGCUGGAAAACAUACCGGCUGGGGUCCUCCAGAUCGUCCCGUCCACGUUUUUACCAUCACAGGAAGGCCCCUUUUUCCUCCUUGUGAAAGCGUCGGCACCAAUCCAGCUCACCAAGUUUUAA